Benincasa hispida (wax gourd) is the source of this 2904-nucleotide messenger RNA. It is a transcript of the gene SWI3C, whose product is annotated as SWITCH/sucrose nonfermenting 3C. The record is from RefSeq and is a predicted model, not a curated record. NCBI's taxonomy places the organism in Eukaryota, Viridiplantae, Streptophyta, Magnoliopsida, Cucurbitales, Cucurbitaceae. Gene Ontology annotation, molecular function: protein binding.
GAGAAGAAAAGCCAAAGCUGUGAGUCACAGAAGCAAACGCAAAGGAAAGAGAGGAGAGAGAGAGGAAGUUAGAGAGAGAGAGAGAGAAGAAGAGCCCUAUUUCUCUCUCCUCUUCUUCCCCAAUGCUUUCAAUUUCGUAGCAUAACAACAAUCAACGACCCCACAAUUUUCUCUUUUCUGAUUUCCUUCAACAAUGCCACCUUCCCCUUCCUUCCCAUCUGGGUCUCGUGGAAAAUGGCGGAAAAAGAAGAGGGAUUCGCAAAUUGGCCGCAGAAACAACUAUAAUAGCAACGGUACCAACAGACAUGAUGACGACGAUGAAGAUGAAGACCUUGUUGCUGCUGAAAAUGAGGAAAUGGAACGCGAUAACAACGAUGAUUCUGAGGACCCUCAGAUUAGUCUUCACCCCGCGCCAAAUUCCGCCAUUCAGGAGACUGAACUUCUGUCGGAUGAUAAAGUGCGAGUCUCUGAGUUUCCUCAGGUCGUUAAGCGGGCUGUCACUCGGCCUCACUCUUCUGUGAUGGCCGUUGUGGCAAUGGAGAGGACAAAUCAGUACGGAGAGAGUAAGGGCAUGCCUGGAAAUUCCUUGAUUUUGGAGAAUGUGUCUUAUGGGCAACUCCAGGCACUGUCUGCUAUGCCGGCGGAUAGUCCGGCUUUGCUGGAUCAGGAGAGGGCGGAGGCUGGGAAUGCUGCGUAUGUUGUAACUCCACCGCCGAUUAUGGAAGGGCGUGGCGUGGUUAAGACGUUUGGGAGUAGGGUGCAUGUUGUCCCUAUGCACUCAGAUUGGUUUUCACCCGCCACGGUGCAUCGACUUGAGAGACAAGUUGUUCCACAUUUUUUCUCUGGGAAAUUGCCUGACCGCACUCCUGAAAAGUAUAUGGAGAUUCGAAAUUUUGUUGUUGCCAAAUACAUGGAGAAUCCUGAGAAAAGGGUCACAGUUUCAGACUGCCAAGGGUUGGUUGAUGGUGUCAGUAAUGAUGAUUUAACUCGAAUUGUUCGAUUUCUUGAUCAUUGGGGUAUUAUUAAUUAUUGUGCUCCUACACCUAGCUGUGAAGCAUGGAAUAGCAGUUCAUACUUGAGAGAAGAUAUGAACGGUGAGAUUCAUGUGCCAUCAGCUGCUUUGAAGCCUAUUGAUAGCUUGGUCAAAUUUGACAAACCAAAGUGUAGGCUCAAGGCAGCUGAUGUAUAUUCGGCACUUCCAUGCCACGAUGACAUUGAUGGUUUGUCUGAUUUGGAUAACAGAAUUCGAGAGCGUCUAGCUGAAAAUCAUUGUAGCUCUUGUUCUCUGUCUGUUCCCAUUGCGUACUACCAAUCACAGAAGGAGGUUGAUGUUUUGCUUUGCUCUGAUUGCUUCCAUGAAGGCAAAUACGUUGCUGGCCAUUCAAGCAUUGAUUUUCUGAGGGUGGACAUGGCGAAAGAUUAUGAACUAGAUAGUGAAAAUUGGACCGAUCAAGAAACUCUAUUGCUUUUAGAGGCAAUAGAAUUGUAUAAUGAGAAUUGGAAUGAAAUUACUGAACACGUUGGGUCCAAGUCUAAAGCUCAAUGCAUUAUACAUUUUCUUCGUCUAUCAGUGGAGGAUGGCCUUCUAGAAAAUGUUGAUGUGCCUGGGGUUUCUCUCUCGUCAAAUUCGUCACAUGGAGAAGAUAAGGAGAAGUCACGUUCAAAUAUGAACGGGAACAUGGCAGGAUCCUCCUCUCAAGAUAAUAAAGAGAUACAUGAUAGGCUCCCCUUUGCCAAUUCUGGGAACCCAGUCAUGGCGUUGGUUGCUUUCCUCGCAUCUGCUAUUGGACCAAGAGUUGCUGCAUCUUGUGCUCAUGCAUCCUUAGCUGCAUUAUCUGAGGACAGUGUAGCUUCCUCCGGGAGCAUCUUUCAAAUGGAAGGUUCUGUAAAUGCUAAUAGGACGAAUGUGGACGUCAAACAAAUCAGAGAUGGUGGCUCCCAUGGAGAACUUCCAAAUUCAGAUAAAAAAGAUGAGAACAAGGCAGAGACAGAAGCAACAGUAUUAUCUUCUGAAAGAGUUAAAGAUGCAGCAAAAGCAGGCCUUGCUGCCGCUGCAACAAAGGCAAAAUUGUUUGCUGAUCAUGAAGAACGAGAAAUCCAACGAUUAUCUGCUAAUAUUAUAAAUCAUCAGUUAAAAAGACUGGAGCUGAAGCUGAAGCAGUUUGCAGAAGUAGAAACCUUCUUGAUGAAGGAAUGCGAACAAGUUGAGAGGACAAGGCAGAGGUUUGUCGCAGAGCGAGCAAGAAUGUUAGGUGUCCAAUUUGGACCUGCUGGAGUUACGCCACCUGUGAGUUUACCAGGCGUUAUCCCUUCGAUGGUAGUAAACAACAGUAACACAAACAGUAGGCCGAAUAUGAUCUCACCUCCAGCUUCACAGCCGAGCGUUUCGGGGUAUAGCAACAACCAACCACUUCACCCCCACAUGUCAUACAUGCCCCGACAACCAAUGUUUGGUUUGGGACAAAGGCUACCCUUAUCGGCAAUUCAGCAGCAGCCGCCGCCGCCCUCAACUUCUUCUAAUGCCAUGUUUAAUGGUCCAAGCAAUGCACAACCUUCUCUCAGUCACCCAAUGAUGAGGCCAGUUACUGGAUCCAGCUCUGGAUUAGGCUGAAUUUGGAAGAAAGUUUAUUGAAUUAAUUGAUUUCCUUUGAAGGUUGAUGAUUUGUGCAACCAUGAAAAGAAAGAGGGGCAGGUAAAAGAAAAAUGAUAAUGUUCCAUGAGAGAGUUGUUCAUCUGUCUAACCUUUCUUUUUUGGGAGCAAAGAGAAGGGAAAUUAACCUGAGGCAAUAGUAGGGAUUGUAAUUGCAUUCAAUUAGAUGUAAAAAAGGCAAAAAGGAGAAAGUUGUUUAAGUAAAAAAAACCAUUUAUGGAAGUGCUUACAUUCUUCUAUUUCUUGGUAUUUUA